Solea senegalensis (Senegalese sole) is the source of this 1961-nucleotide messenger RNA. Its product is annotated as potassium channel subfamily K member 2-like. Gene Ontology annotation, biological process: stabilization of membrane potential; potassium ion transmembrane transport. The transcript has 9 exons. Gene Ontology annotation, cellular component: membrane. The record is from RefSeq and is a predicted model, not a curated record. Lineage: Eukaryota; Metazoa; Chordata; Actinopteri; Pleuronectiformes; Soleidae. Gene Ontology annotation, molecular function: potassium ion leak channel activity; outward rectifier potassium channel activity. Bases 302 to 1558 code for a protein of 418 amino acids.
GUUGGAGGAGGACGAACAGACGGAGGGACAGACCAGAGACAUCUUUCUCUCUCGCUCUCUGUCCAAACACGUGGAGACAAUAGAGUUCUAACAGCGUGUAAUCCGUGUCCGAUCAUCAUCAUCAGCAGAAGAAGAAGACGAAGAAGAGAGGAGCGACAUAAACACGGAGCGCCUGUUCUCCUUACCGCCUCGGCGACGCAGGAAGGAGACACGCAGGAGAGGAAAGAUUCCCCUAAACGCAGUGAGAGCCUCGGAUGAGGAGAAGAGGAGAGCGGAGGGCAUCGGAUAGACAACGACAAGAAUGGCAGCACCGGACUUAUUGGACCCUAAAUCUGCCACUCACAACACUAAGCCCCGCCUCUCAUUCUCCACAAAGCCAAUCACAUUGACUCCCCGUGAGGAGAGUGAGGUUGUUGCCACAGUCAUGAAAUGGAAGACGGUGUCGGCCAUCUUUCUCUUGGUGGUUUUGUACCUGGUGAUGGGAGCAGCAGUCUUCAGGACUCUGGAGCAGCCUCACGAGAGUGCCCAGCGCUUGGCCAUCCUCUCCCAGAAGCUGGAGUUCCUGUCGAGACACACCUGUGUGAACCAGAGUCAGCUGGAGGAGCUGGUCAAGCAAGUUGUGUCUGCUGUCCGCUCAGGAGUGAACCCUGCAGGGACACUGACCAACCACAGCAGCCUGUGGGACCUGAACUCUGCCUUUUUCUUUGCAGGGACUGUCAUCACAACCAUCGGUUUCGGGAACAUCUCUCCUCACACAGAGGGAGGAAGAAUAUUCUGUAUCAUCUACGCACUGCUCGGAAUCCCUCUGUUCGGCUUCCUUCUGGCUGGUGUCGGGGAUCAGCUCGGCACCAUAUUUGGCAAAGGAAUCGCCCGAGUGGAGAAAAUGUUUGUGCACUGGAACAUCAGUCAGACGAAGAUCCGCGUCAUCUCCACUCUGCUCUUCGUCUUGUUUGGCUGUUUGCUGUUCGUAGCUCUCCCAGCAGCCAUAUUUAAGUACAUUGAGGGUUGGUCUGCACUGGAGUCACUUUACUUUGUGGUCAUCACCCUGACGACCAUCGGGUUUGGAGACUUUGUAGCAGGUGGGUCAGAGAUCGAGUACCUGGAUUACUAUAAACCAAUCGUAUGGUUCUGGAUCCUGGUGGGACUGGCCUACUUCGCUGCCAUCCUCAGCAUGAUCGGAGACUGGCUGAGAGUCAUUUCCAAGAGGACCAAAGAAGAGGUGGGUGAGAUCCGUGCUCACGCUGCAGAGUGGACAGCUAACGUCUCGGCAGAGUUCAAGGAGACUCGUCGCCGCGUUAGCGUCGAGAUCUACGAUAAGUUCCAGCGGGCGACGUCAAUUAAGCGCAAGCUGUCCACGGACCUUGGAUUUAGCCCCACCCCUGAAUUCACUCUAUCAAAGAGGGCGGUGUCAGUCAAUUUCAAUGAUGAACGGGACAGGAAGGAGAAGGAGGCCGGCCUACAGGGCUUGACCACACCUCUGGCCAAAAAUGGGAGUUUGCUUAUAAACGGUUUGGACCCAGAGAGAGGUGAUUUUACAAUCAUUGAACACCUCAAGUAGAAACAUGGUGGACAAACACCUUCCUGGAUUCUUAUGAGAUCAUGGAUGGUGUCAGUGCUGAGAAGAGAGAUACUCAACCAAAUGAACAGUUUAUAUUUAGUAAUACUGAUGAUGCGGCACUUGGUGAGGUUUGAAGUGGACAAAGUGCAAAUCUUUUUUAACGUACAACAAGCACAGAUUGGAUCUGUGAGGAAAUUUGUUAAACCACUGUUGUGCCUUAAACUUUUUACUUUGCCUACAAAACCAAGCACAACACACUAGAUUUAGAAGUGGUUAUUAGCAGUGGUGCACUCAUGUAUCUAUGUGCUUAAAAUAAAUACUUAAGGACCAGGAUUAAGAAAGACUACCUUAAUCUAACCCUAACCUAAAAACAAUUCUAACCCUAGCCUUAAAACCAGGUCUU